Molecule: messenger RNA, 1371 nt
Organism: Rosa chinensis
Lineage: Eukaryota; Viridiplantae; Streptophyta; Magnoliopsida; Rosales; Rosaceae
Product: phytochromobilin:ferredoxin oxidoreductase, chloroplastic
Exons: 8
Coding region: 133-1143 (336 amino acids)
Biological process (GO): phytochromobilin biosynthetic process
Molecular function (GO): phytochromobilin:ferredoxin oxidoreductase activity; cobalt ion binding
Source: RefSeq, a predicted model, not a curated record
UGAGUGAGCAUCAUUACUUGUCUGUACCAACAGUCCAACAGCGCACAGAGAGAGAUUUAUCAAAUUCACCAAAAGAAAAAGAUGGGUCGAGCAGCAUUCUAGUGUUGGUCGGUACUCUCUUCUCCUCGAUCAAUGGAAUGCUCUUCUUCUUCUUCUUCUUCUUCUUCCUCUUCUUUAAGCAGCUUUUCCAUACUGCGAAAGCCUUGCCCAUUUGUACCACCAUUUACCGCCGUUUAUAGGAAGCAGCAGCAGCAGCGGCGACCCCUUAUCCAACUCUCCGCCGUUUCUUACAACAAAUUCAUUCACUUCGCUUUGGAUGAAUCCAAACGCCGCACCCAUUUGGCCCCUUCUCCCCUCCAGGAAAGAUAUAAUUCCAUGGUUUCCAUGGAUGGUAAUGCAGAACUUCAAAUGUCAUCCUUCAAAGCUACUAAGAUUAGGCUUUUACGUAGCCUAUGUAUUGAGACUCGAACAAUGCAGGUUUUGGAUUUUGCUGUCUUCCCAGAACCAGAAUUUGAUAUGCCAAUCUUUUGUGCCAACUUCUUCACCAGUGCGGAUGUCAACAUAGUUGUGCUGGACCUCAACCCUUUGCACAACGUUAUUAUUGAAAGAGAAUACAGAGAUAAAUACUACAAAGGCCUAAUACCUCUUGGUGUCAAAUAUGCUGAGCUUUUACCAUGGGGUGGGAAGCUUACUAGCGAGUCAUUGAAAUUUUUUUCACCCAUUGUUAUAUGGACAAGAUUUACGUCAAGUCCAGAAAAAUAUGAGGUUUUAUAUUCGGCUUUCAUGGAUUAUUACAAGGCAUGGCUCGAGCUGAUGGACCAAGCAGUAGUGGAGACAAAUGCCUCUCAAAUUAAACGUAACCGUGAAGCGCAACAUCGAUAUCUAACUUGGAGAGCAGAAAAGGAUCCUGGACAUGGAGUUCUGAAAAGGUUGAUUGGGGAGACACAAGCAAAGGAUUUGCUGGUGAACUUCCUGUUCAAUGGAAUUGAUAAACUAGGAAGCAAAAGUUUCCUGGAGUACUUUCCCGAGUACUGCUGUGAGGAUGGGACUAUAAAUCACAAACGUAGUAUAAUUGGAAAGUCUUAUGAAAGUCGCCCGUGGGAUAGAAAAGGAGAGUUUGUUAGUAGCAAUUUUGAAAGUUAGAUUGUAAUAUAAAUUUGUCUUACCAUCUGUUUCAUUUGUUUACUUUGUGGAUUUUUUUUUUCCUGCUUUUUUGAAUCCAGAUCUUGUACAGUAAUAGUAGUAGCUAAACAAAACUUGAACGGACUCGGUUUUACGGAGUUCAAUCCAAAUUUGUUAGACCUACUAGAUAUGUAGAAUGGAUUUCCAAUGUUGUACAUGUAUGGAAUAAGAAUGAAAAAAAUGAGAGUA